GAGAGAGAGAGAGAGAGAGAGAGGCAGGCAAAUACAGGAUAUGUGUCUCCAAGAGGGCUGUCAUAUUCAGACACACUUUCAUAUCCACUUAGUUGUUUUACUGUUGCAACAACUGGCGCAACAAGUCAUCCACAAACCAUUAGUAUUGGAAAUACCUGCUUAGUUGUCACUCACUGCUUUGAAUGGCACCAACUGAGCAUUUGAAGAUGAUGCGAUUGCUGUUCCUAUGUCUGCUGCUGCUGCCAGCUGCUACUGCUGUUUCAGAAGACAAUGAAGGAUCAGCUGAUGGCGAUUCGGAUGAUGAGGAUUUGAAUGCACUUGUAGUGAUUACAACUGAUCCCCCCACAGAUGAUAUUGCCUUAAUUGAUAAAGCCAAAAGUGUAGAAGACACAGCGGAUCACUUCACCCUGAUUGUUAUCGUUGUAGCUGUGACUGUGCUGACUCUUUCAGUUGCAACGAUAUCCACCAUAAUUUUAGUAAGACGCCACAUGCACAAUCGGCAGCAAGGGAUCUACUCCGUGCCUACAGAGCAGGACCAGAAAGUGUCCGUCUAGUUCCUGGUGGAGUCCUAUAACGCACAGACAAGAGAGGAGCAAUGCACCAGGCUAUGUCAUCUCCUACUCUUUGACUCAGGACAAUUACACUUCUUUGCACAACAGCCUGCUUCUCACCAUUCAGUUCAUUGCUCGCUCCUGCACAAACUCUUAUCAAUACAUAUGCAAUAUGUUUUUUUUUUUUUUUUUACUGUUGUAUACUUUUGUCUUUGUCCCAGCCGUUUCUAUUCCACAUACACACACUUUAGUUGGGACAUUUGGAAUACAUUCAAACCUUCUAAUUGGAUUCUAUUUGAGGAAUCCAAAUCAAAGCCAAUGAAUAUGGCUUAAAGCUUCUUUUGUUAAAAGGGAUAAUUUAGCACAGCCAGAGCUCCCCCUUUUUUUUACUACCUGAAACAAGAAAUUAUUCCCACCAGCUAUGCAGUGAAGCUGUAUUUGCAUUUGAUUUGGUGCAUGUGGAACAGACCUGUCUGUGUGAAAUGGUCGAUGAGUGAGACAAACCAUGCUAAUCCACACUGAGCCAGCCCAGUGCUCACUUCAUUCUCCUAUUCACUUGUCUGACAUCUUCUGUUCCUGGCCCAUUAGGAAUGACAGGAGGCAGUGCAAUAGGAAGAUAAAAACCUGUUUCCCCUCGUCUCAACCUCAGUAAAAAAGAAACAAGUGAAAAUAGCCAGUGUGAACAUCUUCUUGCAAGGCAGCAAAUUAAUCGACUGCCAUGAAUGAUGAUGUUUUCUUUUCACCCUCUCUUUUUCGUUUUGAAAGGCUUUCACUUUAGUCUCGCAGAUUGUAAAUAGCUCUCUGAAUGCUGUUGAGAGUUAGAUUAAUGCCUCACACUCUGGUAGAGAGAAGCUGGGUGUGAGGGAGGGAUAACAUCUCACGAAUCAAAUAAAGUGUUGGGGAUGAUUGGGAAAAUACCAACAAUGCCUGUGUUUCAUUCAUACGGCGCAUGAUGGCUUCUCCGUUUUCAUUUAAAUGGAAAUCAAUCAUGCCAUAUGAAAGUAAUCUUUCUAUCCAAGAACCCAAGGCACUGGUUGCAUUAUUUGUUCCAAUACAGAGAAGGGACCUUUCUGUGGCAAAGGUUAAAGGGAAAGAGGACAUGCUCCUGUUCGACAUGACAGUAUUACAUUUGUGGCGAGGAGGAGCACUUAUAAUGGAGUUAGCAACACUAGGAAUGCCUACGUGGGGUUAAACACUGGAUUUGUCAAAGCAGGAUCUCACUUUGCUCUUCCACUAAUUCUUGCAGCUAAUCUUGCACUGAAGUGUCGCCUUAAAAAUGAUGCAUCCCAGUUUAUUCAACACAAACAAAUUGGCAGAUGUUUUACUGUUCAUAUUUCAGCACUGUGUGUGUGUGUGUUAUUUCUCAAAACCGUAGCAUUGCCCAGCCUUCAAUAUUUGUUAGCAUUUCAAAGGGAGGACAAUUGGACAAAAAUUGCAGUACAAAACAUUUCAGUUUUUUAUAUCUUUGUAGUCUACAUAUUCAUAUUCACCAUUUCUGUUGGACAAACAAACCACAAUGCAACAACAUUUGAGCAGCAGAGUAUUCUCUUUGAAUGCUUUUUCCAAAAUGUAGAAAGCAAACAGACUUGUAUAAAAAUCCAAAGAGAAAUACAGUAUUUGCCUUCUUCACGCAUGUGACCCAACUCUACUCUGUUAUUCCCUCCUGUAAAGCCUCUCUGCUGUGACACUACUGAUGUCUAAAUGUAACAAAUAUAGCUGUUGAGCUUUGUUUCUUUCUCAACGUGAUGUAUGUGGAAAAGAUUAUUUCUUUUUUAAACUGGCUGAUUCUUCUUCUGUGGUGGCCCUAAGAGCUCAAUAAGAAAACACACACAAAGAGACAAAACACAAGCAAAUGAAGAAAAUAUCCCCAUCAAUUUGACAAUACAUGCACAGCAUUUAGAAAAAAAACGCUGCAGAGUGAGAAAAUACAAUCAAAUACAGAAAACACAACCAAAUACACACAACAGAACCAAAUACGGAUAUGAGCUGCAAAUAGAGAAAACGGAACCAAAUACAGAAACUACUGCGUUUUUUGUAUUUGAUUGUGUUUUGUCUAUUUCUUAGAUCUAUAUCUAAGUUGCAGUGCAUUGAGCUCUCAUGGCCACCGUACUAAAGACAUUGUAUGACCUUACGCAAUUAUUCUAGUUUUUAAUAUAUAUGAUUUUUACAUCUUUACUGAGCUAUGCAUUUGCAUUGUGUCUCGAUGGAAAAGAUAUUGUAUUAGCUAAAUGGCCUGUUUAUAUACUUGUUGAAAUUAAGGGGUGUUGUCUUCUCUCCACUAUUCAUUUAUAAAUGAUGUGUAAAAAAGCUGUGGUGAGUGGGAGUCAGUUAUUUGCCAAAAACAAUUUUAUGUAAAAUAUUUGUAUUUUAGUGUCAUAUUGCAGCAAAAAUGUUUAAAUUUGGUCUUAAGGUUAAAUACUUAUGUUCAUAGGCACUUGUGUAUCCAGAUUAACCCAUACUAUAUGUAUUAUUUGCACCAAGGACAUUCACAGUGGUUGUUUUAUCAAAUUAUUUGCAACGUAUAUAAUACAUGACCUUAUAUCUCAUCAGAAAACAAUUGCUGUAGGUGAUUGUAUAUCAUGAAUUCAUUCUGUCUGCACGGCUGCUUUCUUUUGUUCUGAUAGCAAUUAGAACAGUAAAUACUACUGUAUUAAGUAGGCAUGCUGAACUCUGGAUUGUGUUGAUUUUGACAUUAAAUCUGUUAUAAAAUUUG
Messenger RNA from Siniperca chuatsi (mandarin fish), 3264 nucleotides. RefSeq lists its product as uncharacterized. The coding region runs from base 183 to 554 and encodes 123 amino acids. The record is from RefSeq and is a predicted model, not a curated record. Lineage: Eukaryota; Metazoa; Chordata; Actinopteri; Centrarchiformes; Sinipercidae. The transcript has 8 exons.